ACAAAGCAACUUUUUGUACAUGUUGGGGUUCCGUAGACGGGCGUUUCUUGUAGGUUUCUAGCGCUUUGGCGGGUACCGUAAAAAAUAAAUAAACAAAGUUAAACAUGGAAGAAACUGGUGAAACAACUCCGGAGGAAAUUCGUCACAAAGGUGCUAAAAGUUCAGGAGAUAAUGUGGAGGAUCAGUCUAGUAAUGCAACAGGAGAUGUUUCGUCUCAGUCGUCGGGUCAUGGAAAUGAUUCUCGCCGGUCAGACGGAGCCGAACCCCGGAGGAACAGGCUAUUGCUGUUCAACAAAGUAAUGGAGAAGAGCCUACAGAAGUUUAUAUCCGAUGCAAGUUUUCACAGAUUUGCCCACACGUUCCAUCCGUUCUACAAGAAGAACCCACAGGUGACAGAGAACAUCCACAAGCAGUUCAUAGAAGACCUACAGAGGACUAUACAGGAUGACAUCAAUAAACUGAUCGAAGAGGGGGAGCUACAGUGCAAACUGGAUGAGCUGAACAAGCUAGAAGAAGCUGCUAAGAACAGCCAAGACCCUGCAUGGCGUCCCAGUGGAGUGCCUGAGCAGGACCUGUGUAGUUUUGUGACGCCAUACUACCUGAAGCAGGAGGCGUACCUGCGGAGGGAGCUGAAGAAGAUUCUGCAGGAGAAUGCUGUGCUGGCUCAGAGGGUGCAGGCAGGCAGGGAGGGCAUCGCUCAGACCGAACAGCGCAUCGCAACAGCUGUGGACGAGUGGAAGGCACCUGCACAGACAGCUUUUGCCGAGUUCCAAGCGCUCUCUUCCUCCCUCUGCCCUCCUGCGACCUUUGAUGUUUAACCCCGAGUAAUGACCUGUUCUAAAGCAGAUGGGAUUUGACCAAUUUGAAUCAUAACCCUAACCCUGACAUGUGUAAACUGUUCAUUUUUGUAACUAGUAUACCAGUUAUUUUAUUCCAAUGUCUGCCUUGCGCUUUUUGUUAUUAAAUAAACUCAAAACAAAAAAACGCAACACAAACACAUUUGCU
Molecule: messenger RNA, 1005 nt
Organism: Salvelinus fontinalis (brook trout)
Lineage: Eukaryota; Metazoa; Chordata; Actinopteri; Salmoniformes; Salmonidae
Gene: pmf1
Product: polyamine-modulated factor 1
Exons: 5
Coding region: 105-818 (237 amino acids)
Biological process (GO): chromosome segregation
Cellular component (GO): MIS12/MIND type complex
Source: RefSeq, a predicted model, not a curated record